AUGGCUUCAACAGUCCUCUACCGGUCGUUCCACCCGCUCAUGCGGAGCGCUCGCUCGCCCAUCCUCUCCAGCGCCCGUCCGAACCCAACGCUCCUUCUCCGGCGCUCGGUGCCGAAAGUCCGAUUCUACAGCAGCAGCAACACUACCGCUGCGCCGGCACCGUCGCUGUCGCAGCGCCUCAAGGCGCUUUCGAAGGAGUACGGAUACUCGGCGCUCGGUGUGUACCUGGCAUUGUCUGCGCUCGAUUUCCCAUUCUGUUUUCUGGCGGUGAGGUAUCUGGGGACCGAGCGGAUCGGGCGCUGGGAGGAGGCGGCGGUUGGGUUCGUGAAGCCGUAUUGGACGAUGCUGAGACAUAGUGUGGGGUUUCCCGCGGCGGAGAAGGUGACUGCGGAGGGGGAGGAGGUGCAUGGGAGGUGGGAGGAGGUGGAGGGUGCGGAGAGGGAGGUCGAGAGGAGUGCUAGUCUCUGGACGGAGCUGGCACUCGCAUAUGCGAUCCACAAAUCCUUCAUCUUCAUCCGAGUCCCGUUAACUGCGGCCGUUACUCCAAGGGUUGUCAAGGUGCUCAGAGGCUGGGGAUGGGAUAUUGGUAAGAAGGGAAAGCCAAAGAUCGGAAAGAUCCCCGGUAAGAAGUCGGAUUAG
Molecule: messenger RNA, 639 nt
Organism: Morchella importuna
Lineage: Eukaryota; Fungi; Ascomycota; Pezizomycetes; Pezizales; Morchellaceae
Exons: 2
Coding region: 1-639 (212 amino acids)
Cellular component (GO): mitochondrion
Source: RefSeq, a predicted model, not a curated record